AUGGCAGCAGUCAGAGCGUUUGUCGUUGCGUGCGUGCUCCUCCUCGUGUCGACGUCUUCCUUGGCGCAGCGUGGUCCGCCUGGCGGAGGUCCUCCCGGUGGUCAGCGACCGGGGGGCGCAAGCGGAGGCCCGGGCGCCAGUUCCGGCGGUCAGCGCGGAGGUCCUGGCGCCGGUUCUGGCGGACCCGGCGGGCCCGGCGGUCCCGGCGGUCCCGGCGGGCCUGACGGAAAGCCGCCACGCGGUCCUCCGCUGAACCUGACGGCCGUCGGGAAUCUGACGGCCGGCAUCGGCGCGCAACUCGCCAAUUGCACAACGGACCAGGCGAUCCUUAACGGUAGCUUCCACCUCGCCGUUUUCAAGAACUCCAGCGGAAAUUACAACCUUCUGGUCGAAGCCCUUCUUGUCGACGCGGCGGGCAGUCCGCCCGACUCGCUGGCGAUCGUAAAGGGCGCCGUGUGCGACGCCGCCGCGACGGACGUGCUCGCGCUGCCGCUCGCCGCGGCGGACUGGCAGCAGCGCGCGGGGUGGUGGCUGCUGCACGCGGAGGCGCGCCUCGACGCGUUCCUCGAGAACGCGGACGCCGCCACCCUCGACGCGCUGCUCGCCGUGCUCCCCACCGCCUCGCCUCCGCCCACCAGCGGCAGCGGCAGGCGCAACGGCGGAGGCAGCAGCGCCGGCGGGGGCAGCGCGGGGGGCGCGCGGAACGGGCAGGGCGGGAGGCGCAUGGGGCGGGAGCUGCUGAUGCGCGCAUUCGGGCGCGCGGCCAGGCAGGGGGAACAGAAGCAGGGGGGGCAGAAGCAGGGAGGCCAGCAGCAGGGGGGAGCGCAGCAGGCGCCUGCAGUGAGCGGGUAUGCUGUGCUGGCGAGCAGCAGCGCUGCAGGUGUGACGUGGGGCGGGCAGCUCAUGGGCGCCAAGACGCCCGCCGCUGCUGUUUAA
Molecule: messenger RNA, 936 nt
Organism: Closterium sp. Yama58-4
Lineage: Eukaryota; Viridiplantae; Streptophyta; Zygnematophyceae; Desmidiales; Closteriaceae
Source: the annotation of a GenBank genome assembly